This is a messenger RNA of Aureobasidium melanogenum CBS 110374, 234 nucleotides long. RefSeq lists its product as uncharacterized. NCBI's taxonomy places the organism in Eukaryota, Fungi, Ascomycota, Dothideomycetes, Dothideales, Saccotheciaceae. The annotation marks the transcript as partial. The transcript has a single exon. The record is from RefSeq and is a predicted model, not a curated record.
CUAACAAACAGCCCAACAGCAAUGUCUGCACCCAACGCCGGCCGUCAGUCCCCCGACCCCGAGAACCAGAGCGGCAAGCAGCAAGCCGAGCCCACCUCUGGCAACGCCCACCACGGUGCCCAGCCCUCUGAGGGUUCCAAGAAGGCCUCGGACAACCAGUUGAGCGGUCUUGAGAGCAACCCCACCGGUCCCCUCGACCAGGCCGCCAAGGACAAGACCUCCAAGUCCACCUAA